CUAAAUACAAACCAUUUGAAGUUGAACCCUGAUCGAUGAAAUUCAACCGUAACCGAAUAACAAUUUCAGCAACUCUAUAACCGAAUAACAAAACCAUGAACCGUCAAGACUCCAUAAGACGUGAUCGUUCAUUCGAUAGUGUCUUAAACAAAUUGAUGCGACUUCGAUCGGAAAAUCAUGAGAGCUUCAAAGCUGCAAUGUAUAAUUUCCUGAUAGCAGCUGGUUUGGCUGCUUUUGCUUCAGUUUGUAUUAUCCUUGGUCCCUUUGUCAAACCUCUUCUCUGGGCAUUCCUUAUGGGUGCAGUUUUAUUUCCAUUCAAAAGAAAGCUAGCCGAUCUACUUAAAGGAUGGUUCGAAGGACUAGAAGUUUACGAUUCAAAUGUAUUGGUUUCAAUAUGCCUAGCACCAUUAGAAACAACUGAAUAUUGCGGCAGGAAACUUGUUGAAUGGUUGCGAGAACAUUGGCAAAUCAUAACAGCUGGUAUGGGAAUAGCCACAUGCAUUAAACUGCUCUACUUGUAUGCUCCCAAAGGAUUUCUUUGUGCAGUCUGGCGGCUAAUAAUUUUUAGUCAUUCGCUGUUUGUACAAAUUAUUGCAAUUUUAAAUAUUUAUUUAUUAUUGACUAUAAUCAUUUUGUACCUUACAUCGGUUUACAUGUUUUGGAAGCCAGAAAACUCAUCGAGAUUUGUGAUUGCUGGUCAAUCGCUUUGGAUUGCUGUAGUCAGCUACGCUUGUAGCUUCUUUGGAGCACUACAAGUUCCUGUAUUUAUGUUAAUCAUGGCUUACACUGGCUUCGCAAUUGUCUACUACUUAAACAAAACCCAGGAUUCCAGUUCGAUAGUAGAAAAAUUUAAGCUGUUAAUGGAUAAAAAUGCUUUCAUGCAAUCCGUUAAUGACAUAAGUAGCAGUAAAACAACCGACACCGAGGAUAACUCGAUGGCUGAAUCACUUGACUCAAUGGAAAUAGAAUCAGAUUCAAAGGAUGAAGAUCAUCUGAGCGAUUUCUAUUUUAAAAUGCUUUUCUGUGCCUGCGUUGCUACGUUCCUCUAUCGCAAUGUCUGGGUAUUUAUUUUGGCUGCGAUUCCAAUCACAAUUCAUUUGGUGUACACUAUUGGUAAUGUUACCGGUUUGACAAAUUUCAUUUGGGAAAAAAUAACUGGAGUCUAUUUAAACUUGAAGGAAUGGGCUCUAGACCAUCACAGUGCUGUUCUACCACUCUGUCUACCCGGUGUCCUUGUAUUAAACUAUAAAAUUAACAGUGUUGUUCGGAACUCGCUUAAGUCAUCAGUUGAUGUAGUGACAUCUAUUCUAAUGAUCAUUUUGAUGAUUUUAAUCAUUGUCUUCCUUGGAGUAUUCUUCUGUGUGAAUAUUUACUCCGAAACAAUUGAAGUAGCUUAUUUGGGUAAGGAUUUAAUAAAUAAGACAUUCACCGAUCGACCAGAGUUGGUGGAUAUUCUUCCCGCCAAUAUGCAAUCGUCAAUUGAUGAUGCCCUUGAUAAUGCACAUCAUUAUGGACGGCGGAAGAUUGAACAGUAUAUCGAUGAUUGGUUGAAAGAUGCUGAUCCAGUGCAUAGUGUUAAGCUGAAGAAUCAAAUACUCGAUGUGUUUGAUCGUUUGAUACAGUAUUGGAUUGAUUUUAAUAAGUCUGAUACUUAUGGACCGAGAGUGCCAACGGAUGCACUUAAGAGUACAUUUGGAGAAAUUGUUGAUAAUCCUCGACAUUUUAAAGAGCUAGUUUUAGUGGCAAAACAGGGUAUCAUCGGAUGGGCUCAAAGCAACACUCAAACCAUCCUCGAAGUAGCCGAAUCACUCUGGCACAUUAUACGAACCAAUUUAUCGAUGAUAAUGAGUUUUACUGGAGAUAUAAUAUCUUUGAUACUAUCAGGAGGUCAAGCAUGUGUUGAAUUCAUUCUGGAUAUGAUAAUUUUUUUUACUGGUUUGUUUUAUCUCCUGAGUAGCAGUGAUAAAAAAUAUGCACCGCUCCAGGUGACCAAUUAUCUGGGCUUUUCGUCAGGUUCAAAAAUAGCUGAUGCCUUAGAGAAUUCGAUAUCUGGUGUUCUCAUUUCGAUGUUCAAGUGUUCUGUAUUUCAAGGACUUUUUACUUGGCUUGUUCAUACGAUUUUCGGCGCCAGAAUCGUUUUUCUGCCAUCGGCUGCCGCGGCUAUAUUGUCUGCAGCACCAUUCUUAGGUAGUUACUGGUGUUCUUUGCCAGCUUUUCUAGAAUUAUGGUUGGCUCAGGAUCAGUUCUACGCUGGACUUUUGUUAUUCCUUUUGAUGUUCUUUAUUCCACCAUACUUUGAACAGGCCAUCUAUGCCGAAAUGAGAGGUGGCGGGCAUCCCUAUUUGACUGGACUGGCUAUUGCUGGUGGUAUGUACUGGUUGGGCUGGCAAGGGGCGAUAUUCGGGCCAUUGAUGUUGUGCUUUUUUAUUGGAAUAUUUGAGGUUGCUUCAGUGGCGUUACGCUCUGACGAGCCAAGGAGAAAUUCUGACGAAGAUACUAGAACGCCGUGAGUUUCACUUGAUAUUCUACAUAGUUUAUAAAUGCUUUAAAGAAGAACAAUCGCCGCCAUUCUUCGUAUGUGCAUUGAUAUCAAUCCGAAAACAAUCAAAAACAAGAUCACUCGGAUUGAUUUGAUACGAUACAACGAUUUUUAUCUGCAGUGUGUAUAAUAUGAAAAAGAACCUCGAAUUUGUUAAUUUUUAAACUUCUAUUCUAAACUAAUGCCUUAAGCUUAUCUAAAAUUCUUUGUUUAACAUAUUAACAAAACUAAUUUUAUAUUUUAUUUGUCUCAAUUCCGUCUUUAUGUUAAUAAUAAAUGUUUACUUUUAUCUUGCA
Messenger RNA from Eupeodes corollae, 2835 nucleotides. RefSeq names its product transmembrane protein 245. NCBI's taxonomy places the organism in Eukaryota, Metazoa, Arthropoda, Insecta, Diptera, Syrphidae. The transcript has 8 exons. The record is from RefSeq and is a predicted model, not a curated record. The coding region runs from base 96 to 2510 and encodes 804 amino acids.